Macrosiphum euphorbiae (potato aphid) is the source of this 633-nucleotide messenger RNA. The record is from the annotation of a GenBank genome assembly. Lineage: Eukaryota; Metazoa; Arthropoda; Insecta; Hemiptera; Aphididae.
AUGUUCAAAUCUGUUAAAACAUUUAGAAGUAAGUACUUAUUCCAACGAUUAAUACUUUGUAUCUUUGUCAAACAAAAAUAUGAUGAUUUACUAUCGGAAAAAAAAUUAAUUUUUCGCGAUUUUCUGGUUAUUUGUCUUAAGAAUAGUGUAGAAAAACGUUUUAAUAAACAGCUCAGUGAUCCAUUUUUAUUGUCUGCUACACUUUCUCAUCCAUACUUCAAAACGGCUUGGCUUAAUAAUAGCGAUAAAAAAGAUACAGCUUUAUCAUUUUUUAAGCACUCAUGUUUAGAAAUGUUUGAGCAACAAAAUUUAUUGGAAUGUGAAUCAUCAGACAGUGACGAUACAAAUAAUUUUUUUGAUUGGUCAAAAAAUAAAUCGAAAUUAACUCUACCUUUGGAACAGGAAAUAUCAAAUUUUUUUACCAAAAGUCCAACUAAAAACUUAGAUUCUUUAAUUGAAACUCCAACAAUAAGAAAAGUAUUUGUAAAAUUCAACACACCACUGCCAAGCAGUGCAGCUGUAGAACGUGUCUUUAGUGUUGGUAGUGCCGUAUUGACUAAAAAAAGAGGAAGAAUGACAGAUGAAAACUUCGAAAAAACAUUAAUGCUAAAAUGUAACAAACAUUUAAUUUGA